AGACUCUCACAGCAGAACUAGUAGAAUAACAUUCAAGGCAUUUUGCGUCGAACCUCCAAGACGAAAGUAAGGUCUUCCUCCGUCUAUAGAUUUCAGAUUGAAGGACUGAAUAUAACUCUUGAGUUGGUUUGAGCGUUCGAGGCUUCGAAAGGCACUGUAAAGUUGCUGAAAAGAGUAGUAAUAACUGCUUCCGUGCUUGAUCGAGGACAUCCAUAAUGGCGGACCCUAAACCUCCUCCUUAUCAACCACCUCAAGCCGGUUAUCCGCCUCCAGGGCCACCAGCGUAUCCACAGCAGCCGGGCUACCCUCCACCUCAAGCCUAUCCACCACCUGGGGUAGGGUAUGGGCCACCACCGCAAGGCUACGGGCCGCCUCCAGCUCCGUCCGGUCAGGCCACUCACACUACCACAAUCAUACAGCAGCCGCAAACUGUGGUUGUGGGGAACGCGAUGUAUGGCGAAGCGCCCGUGUCGAUGGUUUGCCCCUACUGCACUGCAACCAUUGUCACUUCCGUACAGUAUACGCCCGGUACACUGGCUUGGCUGGCGUGUGGAGGGCUGAUCCUUGUCGGCUGUUGGAUUGGUUGUUGUUUGAUUCCGUUCUGUAUCGACGGCAUGCAAGAUGCCGUUCAUUCCUGCCCGCAUUGCCGAAGGCAGCUCGGAGUUUACCGCCGAAUGUAAACCGAAGAUAGAUAGAGAAAGGAAAAAAAGAAGUAGGGAAGGAAAGGUUUUGGAACAAUUACUUAACUGUAAUUUUUUGUAAUUGAUUUUUUUGUCUUCUGUUGAUGUAGAUCGCAUCAAAAAAAAUACAUAAUAGUGAUAGAGAAGCUUAAAAGACUUAAUUUCCGUUUCACGGUCCACGGCCCAAUUUCUCUUACUUUGAUCGUAGGUAGCGCGGCCGUCUUGAUGUUUGUUGAAGAGUAAUAGUCAUCUCCUAAACUGUGUUUCGUUUUCCUAAUAUCGAAUCUGAUAACGGUACUAACUACGUAUAGCGAAAUGCUUUUUACUGAAAUUCACAAUUAAUGGGUUGGCUGAUGAAAGAGAGGAAACCGAAAGCUUGUGAUGAGAUCAGUGAAAAGAAAAUGUAGCCAUUAUGGCUUUAAGCCUUACUCGGCCGCUUGUGUAUCCAAAAUAUUUUGUAUCGCUAAAAUAUUUAAAUGAUCAGAUAGAGUGUUAACCAGAAGGCGAAGUAAAAAAUAAUAAAAACUGUUAUGAUUACAACUAAUGCAUGGCACAAUGCUGUCGAAUGAAACUUGCCAAUCCAGAUUUAAAACGGAAUUUCAGGUAUUUUCCAUCAGCUUUGGAACAUGAAAGAACAUGACGAUGGCUUUGUCUCCAGAAGAGGAAGAAGCCAUAAAAACUGAUUGAAAGUGAAAAGCAUCCACAUUUUAAAGUGCAAUUGUUGGAAAUUUAAUCAAUAAAAUGUUUUUAAAAUUUA
Molecule: messenger RNA, 1437 nt
Organism: Stylophora pistillata
Lineage: Eukaryota; Metazoa; Cnidaria; Anthozoa; Scleractinia; Pocilloporidae
Product: lipopolysaccharide-induced tumor necrosis factor-alpha factor homolog
Molecular function (GO): zinc ion binding
Source: RefSeq, a predicted model, not a curated record